Messenger RNA from Caenorhabditis elegans, 506 nucleotides. It is a transcript of the gene fkb-2, whose product is annotated as peptidylprolyl isomerase. Gene Ontology annotation, molecular function: isomerase activity; peptidyl-prolyl cis-trans isomerase activity. Lineage: Eukaryota; Metazoa; Nematoda; Chromadorea; Rhabditida; Rhabditidae. The record is from RefSeq and is marked reviewed. Bases 6 to 332 code for a protein of 108 amino acids. The transcript has 2 exons.
CAAGAAUGGGCGUCGACAGACAGAUUCUCGUCGAGGGCGACAACGUCACCAAGCCAAAGAACGGUCAGACCGUCACCUGCCACUACGUGCUCACCCUUGAGAACGGAAAGAAGAUCGACUCUUCUCGCGACCGCGGAACUCCAUUCAAGUUCAAGAUUGGAAAGGGAGAGGUCAUCAAGGGAUGGGACCAAGGAGUCGCCCAGAUGUCAGUUGGUGAGAAGUCGAAGCUCACCAUCUCUGCCGAUCUUGGCUAUGGACCACGCGGAGUUCCACCACAAAUCCCAGCCAACGCAACUCUCGUCUUCGAGGUCGAGCUUCUCGGAGUCAACUAAGCUGCCCGUCUCCGUUUGCAGCUCCGUUUUAGCAGCUGCCGUGUGCAACCUCUCCAUAAAUGAUAUCAAUUUUUUUUAAUGAUUCCAAGUUUUCUUUCUUUUUCCCCCCUUAAUUUUCUCUGUAAACUAAAUAUUUCUUCCUAUCUAAGUAGCAUAAAUUAUUUAAUCUUUAAA